AGUCACGUCAGAUGACGUCAGAAGCAUGAGUGAAUUGAAAUGUCGAAAGUCAUGAGCUUCCGUAGGUUUAUAUUAUUAAUUCACGUAUGACAUGAUCGUUAUAUGAGGUCGAAUUAAUAAUUGCUGAUUUGUACCAUCAUGGUGCCAUAAAUAGCUACUAGUGGCUAGCGGGGUUCGAGCAUAAGACAAGAUGGUUCACAUCAGCGGGGUUCAAACAUAAGACAACAUGGUAGACAGAUGCGGGCUUCAAACAUAAGACAACAUGGUGGACAGCGGCGGGGUUCAAACAUACGACAACAUGGUGGACAGCGGCGGUGUUCAAACAUAAGACAACAUGGUGGACAGCGGCGGGGUCUCGAGGCUCGGACACAUGAAGGCGCUGCUCGGGGUCCUCGCAGGAGCCGGAGCUUCGUACGGGAUUUAUAAACUUGUCACUGGGGAAGUUUUCCAGAGGAAGCAGAAAGGUGGAGGAAGUGGACGUCCCCCUGGGUGCAGCGUCCAGGGCCAGGUCCAGGAGACCGUGCAGCCCGGGAGCCUGUUGGCCAAACUAUCAGGACUAGAUGUGGUCCAGACCAAAGGCGCAGUGGUCCGGGAUGUACAAGAAGUGAUCGACUCGAAAUCUCCUGGAAACCUGAAACCGGAAAACAUCAAAAUGCUGCUUUGGUGCCUUCAAACAAGCAGCGAGCAGACCGACAGGUGUCGGGUUUUAGUGACUUUAGGAAACGCUGCUGCGUUCAGCGCCAACCAGGACGCUGUGAGAGAGCUGGGUGGUCUCACCCUCAUAGCGCGCUACCUCUCGGACCCUGCAGCGGACGUCAGGGUACAGACUCUGAAUGCCUUGAAUAAUUUGAGCAUGAACCUCAAAAACCAAGACGUUUUGAAGGUCUACAUCCCCCAGGUCCUGGAGCUGAUAGAGACUUCUCCGGUGAACUCUAACCUUCAGCUGGCCGCCCUGAGGCUGCUCACCAACCUCUCUGCUGCGGACGUCUGCCACCAUCUGCUGAGGGACUCCAUCAGACUGCUGCUCUCCCUGCUGGUAGUGAGCAGCCAGGUCCUGCAGAUUCAAACUUUGAAGGUCCUGGUGAAUUUGUCGUCAAAUCCCGAUAUGAUGGACGACAUAGUACAGGCCACGGUGCCCGCGUCUGUUGUGCUGCUGUUUGACCUGCAGACGGCCCCUGCGGUGCUCCAGCGCCUUCUGGCCUUCGCAGGGAACCUGAAGGCGUGGACGCCGUCCUCCCCAGUGGCGGCCGAGCUGCGCAGCCGGCAGGACUGCCUGUACCGGGUGCUGCUGGACCCGUCCUCCACGCUGCACAGCAGGCUGGUCCAACUGCUCUCCCACCCCGACCAGGAUGUCCGCGCACAUGUGGCUCAUGUGCUCCUGUGAGGCCCGGUGUGAAGACUCGCUGGUGACAGUCUGCCUCAAGGGGACCAACACCGCCAUCUGAAGGCCAGGGGCCACCGUGGAACCCCUUUUGGCUUUAGUCCUGGUGUGGCUGUAACUCGUCUCCAUCCGACACAGAAGUUGGCAGAACCACGGAAAACGGGGCGGCCAUUUUGAAGAACUCAUCCAUUUAAAAGUUCCCUGUUCUGCUCAUGUUGAGAACCGGUGAAAGAGACCUCUUGAUCUGCACACAUCAAGUCCUCUUUUCUAAGUGCUUCCUGUCUGCAACAUGUUGUUAAACAGCAGGUUUCUUUUUUAUUAUUUAAUGAGAAUAUCCAAAGCCACUGCCAAAUCGGUGACUCCGAUUGUUGUCUGGAGUUCUCCCAAAACAUGAAUAAUGUGAGCGGUAAAGCCGAGGUCCUGCUGCAACACCUGCUACAGCUGUUGGAAUACAAUGACUUUGGCUAUCUAUAAUAUUAAAAGAAAAAACAAAGCCCAUUUCUAAUGAAUUAGUGUAUUGGCUAAAUAACAACCAGAGAGACAGAGCCCGACAAAGGGCCAGGGAGCUAAACUGAUCCGUCUAUUAUUUACUAACAUAUGGCCUUGAUAUUACUGAAAGUUACGUCUUGGGUAUUUACCAAAAUGGAUGCAGCUUGGGUCUGCAAUUGUCUAAUGUAAUGUAAUCAUUUAUUACUGCUAUAAUAAGCCUUUCAACCUUGUUUUUACAAACAAGUUAUAGAUUCGUCGUAGGGUUUACCAGACGCACUGAGAAAUAUGUGUAAUUCUAUAAGAGCCCAGUAUGUACUGUAUAUGUACAGUAUGUAUGUAUGUGGCUAAAGCUAUCAACCAGUGAGCUAUUUAGUGUGACACUUUUUAUGAUGGCCAACUCUUAACAGAAAUGCCUGUUUUGUCUGCUUGAAUGUCUCAAUACAUUACUGAUGUAAAAUGUUUGGAGUUUGACCCGAAUUAUAAUCAGUCUUCAUUUGACGUGCAUUAACUGACGAUUUAUGGGACAUUUAAACAAGACGACACAAUUCAAGGAGAAUUAAUGAUGUGGAACCUAGCGGUGAGUUUACAGAUUGAAACCAAUUAAACUAAACACAGUAAAA
Messenger RNA from Gadus morhua (Atlantic cod), 2490 nucleotides. It is a transcript of the gene armc10, whose product is annotated as armadillo repeat containing 10. The transcript has 6 exons. Gene Ontology annotation, cellular component: mitochondrion. The record is from RefSeq and is a predicted model, not a curated record. Bases 335 to 1384 code for a protein of 349 amino acids. Lineage: Eukaryota; Metazoa; Chordata; Actinopteri; Gadiformes; Gadidae.